This is a messenger RNA of Zingiber officinale, 333 nucleotides long. RefSeq names its product 60S ribosomal protein L12-like. NCBI's taxonomy places the organism in Eukaryota, Viridiplantae, Streptophyta, Magnoliopsida, Zingiberales, Zingiberaceae. Bases 1 to 333 code for a protein of 110 amino acids. Gene Ontology annotation, molecular function: structural constituent of ribosome; large ribosomal subunit rRNA binding. Gene Ontology annotation, biological process: translation. The transcript has a single exon. Gene Ontology annotation, cellular component: cytosolic large ribosomal subunit; ribosome. The record is from RefSeq and is a predicted model, not a curated record.
AUGCCACCCAAGUUAGAUUCGUCACAAGUAAUGGAUGUCUUCGUCUGUGUCGCUAGCGGUGAAGUGGGUGCCACCAGCCCCUUGGUGCCGAAGAUCAACCCCUUGGGUCUCUCCCCAAAGGUGGUGGGAGAGGACAUCGUCAAGGAGACCGCCAAUGACUGGAAGGGCCUUUGUGUCAUAGACAAACUCACCGUGCAGAACUGUCAGGCCAAAGUUACUGUAUUCCCCUCCGCCACUGCCCUUAUCAUCAAGGCCAUGAAGGAACCCGAGCGCAACCACAAGAAGACCAAGAACAUUAGGCACAACAGCAACAUCUCCCUCUUGACUCCAUGA